UCGACCAUUUUUUUUGCGUGUAUGUAGUUUUAAUUGUGCUGGUCGAGAAAAAUUGUGUGAAAAGUCCAUGAAAACGUUGCAAAUACAACGAAAAAGUGUUGUGCUGUGCACUAAACGCUUACGCGUACUGAAUAGUAUUCAAAAAACAAUGUACACACAGUAAUUCCAUUGAAUAAAACGGCAUUUGUCCAUCAAAGACGAUUUAGCCUAUACUUCAAAGCACUUUGCAACUAAUAAGUUUUGGAGAUAAACAACUGAGUGUCUUUGCUGUUUGUUCACUAUGGUCUCAACGCGCCAAAUGUGCGGCAAUGCGGGAGGCGCCGGUGGUUAUGAUGAGGCGCCAAUAACUACUCGCGCCACAGUAGUGCGGCGAACCACACAUUAUCAGCACCAUCACCACCAGCCGCAGCAACAGCAGCAGCAGCAAGUGCAACAGCAUCAGCGGCAGCAGCCGCUGGCCACCAUCGCUCCCGUUUUAAAUUUCCUGGACUUGCCCACGGAGCUGAUCAUCAAAACGCUCGGCUACUUGGAUUAUAAGAAAAUCAGCAAUUUAAGAUUGGUGUCGAAUCGCAUGAACGACAUUUGCAUGAAUAUGUUGAAUGCGGCUUUCGCAAAGCAGAUUAAGACGACUUUCAAUCGCUUUCAAUCGAUAAAGUCGAGCAUGCCGCGCCGCGAGUCGGCUCGUCGUCAUCAUCCGUUGGCCUGCGAAUGCGACAUUAUCGAGACUUGCUAUAUGCGACUGUCGUUGCUCCAAAUGUCCAUGGGCAAGCACAUCGAGCGUGGUCACUGCUGUUUCUUUCCGGGUGCCAUUCUUGAUGAAGUGCAUUCGAUUUUGAACUACAUCAGUAUUACGCCGCGGUUGCAGCGUCCUUAUCGUGUCACCGAUGAGCUAUUCGAUCUCUCCACCAUGGCUAUGGAGUACUUUAAGGACCGCAUUGAGCCUACUCUGCCGGGCUUGGCCUACUUUAACAAGGACUUUUUCCAAUUGCCCGUUACCACAAAGCGGCCUACCUUAGCAAUUAGCUCAGAUCUCUCGGACAGCUCGAAUAACUCACCACCUCAGAACCACAUGGUGUUGCGUAAGGGCAUACGCAAGAUCAAGCAGGGCAUGAAGAUGUACAAUAAUCAGCUAUCAGUGCUGCGCACCGAGCUAAGGAACUGCAAACGCAAAUCCGCUGAGCAGAGCAAACAGCUUGCCGAACAGCAAAAUCUAUUGGCGGAGCAUCAGAAGCAGACGCUGGAAUAUGCCAAUCGCCUGGACGAGAAUGACAAGAAGAAUGAAGAAAUGGCACGCAAAUUUUCCACAUUGUUGCAGGAACUCAACAAGUGCAAAACCGAGCUGCAAUUCUGGCGCUCUAAGAGCCCUGCAAUACCGUCGGUCUGCAGUUCAUGCAAUUUGAAAGUGACUCCAGUGUUACCGCACGAGGAUUUAAAAGCGCUGGUCAAUCAGGGUGUCGAUCCGGAUAACAUAAUCAUAAUCAACGAUGAGACCGAGGCGGAUGAGACGGCUGCCGCCAAUGUAGACGGGUGUGAGCUGAACGCAAGCGUUGAGAACCCAUUCGCCCUGCCAGAUGAGGCAACCACAUCCAAGCUGUUAGCCGUUAAUUCGGCUGCCAAAAAUCUCAAACGCAAAUAUGCUUCAACGAUGAUGGACAGCGAAAUCGCUGCAACGUCCAAUAUAAUUGCGUCCAAUGCGACAUCGCCGUCUCAGGAUCUAGCGAGCCAACAGGUAGAAGCCAGCGGCAGCACCAGCUGUGGCUAUUCGACGAAACUCUUUUAUGGCAAUCAUCAACGUAGCGGCGUGAUUGUGAGUCCAGUGUCCAUUAAGCUGGUGCCAAUGCUGCCUCCCAAUGGCAAUGAAAUGGAAAAGGGAAACGAGCAGCAGUUGCAAUUGCUCCAGCCAAUCAAAAGUGAAUCAAUUCAAGCAACUGCUGAGUCCCAUUUGGGCAAUGUAGUUUUCGUGGAGCAAAUGGAGGCGAAGAAGGCACGUAGAGUACAAAAGGCCAAUAGGUGCUUAAAUGCAUCUGGCAAACGCAGUAAAUAAGCAUAAAAACAUAUACAAAUUAAAUUUUUUACUACUUAUACAUACACACAUAUAUUUACAUAUAAAAGUCGCGCGCACACACACACACCCAGCGAAAGUGUGUGUGUGUGUGAGUGUUUGUGUGCGCGCAAUGUAGUGUUAAAAAGUAAAAACAACAACAGAGGAAUCAAAUUAAAUAUACAUGCAUAUAUAUAGUUACCUAUAUGUAAUUGUAUAUGUAUCUUUUACGAACAUCGAAUGCAUUAGGCAUUCUGAUUAUCAUUAUUAUUAUUAUUAUUACUAUUACCAUUUACAAAAUGUAUCUGUAUGUUCUAUACACACACACAUAAAUACAGCCGGAAGCAAAAAACACUUAAAAUUGUUUGAAAACACAUAUACACAACAAUUUGUAUGUGGUUUUGAAAUAUCGGCGGAGCAAAAGCCAUAAUUAUAAUUUAAAAGCAGCAUAAUUUUUAAUAUUAGUAGCCACACAAAGCACACCAACACAACAAAUUAAGGAAGGUGUGAAACAAAACAAUAUAAAUCAUAAAAAGAAAUGGCAAAGAAAUAUUUUAAAUAAAACUUUAAUGCAUACAAAAUCAA
Molecule: messenger RNA, 2626 nt
Organism: Drosophila mojavensis
Lineage: Eukaryota; Metazoa; Arthropoda; Insecta; Diptera; Drosophilidae
Gene: dmpd
Product: F-box only protein 28
Exons: 6
Coding region: 281-2044 (587 amino acids)
Biological process (GO): positive regulation of DNA-templated transcription
Cellular component (GO): nucleus
Molecular function (GO): protein binding; transcription coactivator activity
Source: RefSeq, a predicted model, not a curated record